Molecule: messenger RNA, 2347 nt
Organism: Tigriopus californicus
Lineage: Eukaryota; Metazoa; Arthropoda; Copepoda; Harpacticoida; Harpacticidae
Product: major facilitator superfamily domain-containing protein 1-like
Exons: 6
Coding region: 561-2180 (539 amino acids)
Biological process (GO): transmembrane transport
Cellular component (GO): lysosome
Molecular function (GO): transmembrane transporter activity
Source: RefSeq, a predicted model, not a curated record
GUUCUUGCCCUAGACUGCGCUUCUCACAACUGUCAGGUUCUGCCAUCCAUGGGGUUGUUUGGUUCUUUGGUUGUAACAACAUACACUUUGACCUAGUGAGCGGGUUCAGCCGUUAAAAACGAGGUGGAUAUCGUGUCUCGCUAUUGAUAUAUUAGUUUCCGGAAACGCCCCUCAUGUGCCGUUAGAUUUAGGUUGAAAACACCCCCCUUGUUGUCCAUUGAUAUGUGCCAUCGCGUUGUGACCGUGAACCCACAGCCGUCGACAGGAAUAUAUGCAUAAAGAGCACAGAUAACUGCUCCAAUCAUAACUUACACAGAGCUAAAGUUACAGCACAACAACAUUGUCGACAGCAUAAAACCUGAUUUGUCACAUUGCACAAUUUGCACACUUCAACAUCCGACAGUACGUCCACACAUGUGGAGUGAACGUCCAGCUCGUGAUCCCAAAGGUUAGCAUUGAAGUCGGUCAUCAUGGACUGAUUUUAGAGCAAUCCGUGCCUGUGGAUAACGUCUAUUUCUAACCAAGACCUCUUUGGAUCCGGGUCAUUUUUUUAAUUCAUCAUGUCGCCCGACGAUAUUGAAACCAUUUCGGACCGAGCGCCCUUGAUUCCGGAACGAACGCGCACGCUAUCAACCCAUGUGCCCCCGGGAACUGCGGUUGAAGAUGAUCUGGGCCUCACUGGGUGUGCCGGAUCCUGUUGUUGUCAUCCGAAAUCGUUUUGCCAUCGACUGACCGCAUUGAUCCUCAUGUGCCUCCUGGGCUUUGGCUCGUACUUUUGCUUUGAUAAUCCCGGUGCGCUUCAGCGAGAGGUCAAAGAUGCCAUGGACAUCAGCACCUAUCAAUUUGCCAAUUUGUACGCUUGGUACUCUUGGCCCAACGUGAUCCUGCCCGUGAUCGGCGGUUAUCUCAUGGACAGCGUCUUAGGCAUCCGUUUGGGCACCAACAUCUUCGCGGUCUUCAUCAUCUUGGGCCAGAUUUUGUUCGCUUUGGGCGCGUUCCUCCUCAAUUACCCCUUAAUGCAAGUGGGCCGCUUCGUGUUCGGCAUAGGUGGCGAGUCCCUGGCCGUGGCCCAGAACACCUAUGCCGUGUCCUGGUUCAAGGGCAAGGAAUUGAACAUGGUGUUCGGGUUCCAAUUGAGCAUUGCUCGCUUGGGCUCUUCCGUCAACUUUUGGGUUAUGGGCGAUAUCUAUGCCUACUUUGCUCAAUUCUUCAAUGACUACACGGCCUUGGGCUGGACCUUGCUUUUGGCCGGCUCCACUUGUAUCAUGUCCUUUGUCUGCUCUUUGAUCCUGGGAUGUAUGGACAAACGAGCCGAGAGGUUAUUGCACAAAACCAAAACCGAAACCGGCGAGGUUGUCAGGGCCAGCGAUGUACUCACAUUCCCGCCAACCUUUUGGCUCCUGAGCAUCGUGUGUCUGGCCUACUAUGUGGCCAUUUUCCCCUUCAUUUCCCUGGGACAAGUGUUCUUCAUCAAGAAGUAUGGCUUUGAGGCCAAAUCUGCCAAUUUUAUCACAGGGUUGAUCUAUCUCAUUUCGGCCCCAGCCUCGCCAGUACUCGGGUUUUUGAUAGAUAAGACCGCCCGGAAUGUGUCCUACGUGUUCAUUUCAAUUGUGGCCACCCUGAUUGGCCAUGCAUUCCUGGCCUUCACCAUGGUCAACCCCUACUGGCCUGUGGUCUUCAUGGGAGUGGCGUACAGUCUUCUGGCCAGUGCCUUAUGGCCCAUUGCGGCGUUAAUCAUUCCAGAAUAUCAACUGGGAACCGCUUAUGGAUUGAUGCAAGCCAUUCAAAAUAUGGGUCUGGCCUUGAUCACCAUGUUAUCUGGUGUGAUCGUGGACAAGAUGGGGUACCUCUGGCUGGAGACGUUCUUCAUAUUUUGGCUGGUGAUAGCAUUGAUUGCCACCAUCCUGAUUUGGCUGAUUGAUUUCUCAGGAACCGGAUAUCUCAACAUGAGUGUGCCUCAACGUGAUGCCUACGAUGAGAAGCUUCGACAGAAGGCCGAACAAGAUGCUCGAAAUGCGGCCAGACGCAAAGCGGUUAUGCGGCCCAGAACUGCCAAUGAAUUAAGAAACAGGUACUUAUGUCGCAUUGGAGCGGUGUUGCCUCCACAUUUAGGCCAUGCUGGUUUGGUGAUGGGUUAUCCGGGUGAUAUCAUCGCAACCUCGCCCCCAACCACAGCUUGAUCCUUGGUUCGUUAUCCCAUCACGGACUUGCCACUUCCUUUCUCGCCACUCUAUUAAUUAUGAAACUCUUUUUCAUUAGUAAUAUUUGAGACUUUGUCAGACAAUAUCUUAUUUCACAUUGUCAUACAUGAUCAUUUUUUAUCAAUAAAUAUAUAUUCCUAUUCUCA